UCACGUUUACCUUGCAUUUUCAUUCUUCAUCCUCCCUCCCCUUUCUCCUAAUAAAAACCCCACUUCCCUCCUCCACUUCCUCCUCAUUCUCAUUCUUCUUCCCCUCAUUGUCCUUUCUCAUCCCCCAACUUCUUCCUACUUCAUACACACGAGUACCCAUUCUCUCUCUGCAUCUCUCUCUCUCUCUCGCUCUCGCACUCUCUCUCUCUCUCUGUUUGUGUCUUUUGUGCUACACGGUAGUGAUCUACUGAGAAGUUCAGAGGCGGCUUUCCACUUAUAGUAAGAAAUCUUUCCCUUCUGAGAAUUAUAAUCCCGAGAUUGCUUUCCAUCCAAGUCAUUUAGCAGCAAUGGCUGAUCCGCCUUACUCGGAGACCGAGUCAAGCUCCAACUCGUCCUCCCCUUCUCCAUCUUCACCAUUCUCAUCUGGGUUGUCCCGGUCUUUACCAGGAUCGGCUCCGAACCCGACUUACAAGGAGUCCAGUUCGCCCGACCCGGACCCAAAACAGCCGAAGCGAGCCCGUGACAGCAGCAAGCACGCGGUUUACAGAGGGGUACGAAUGAGAAGCUGGGGCAAAUGGGUAUCCGAAAUCCGCGAGCCCCGGAAGAAGAACCGGAUCUGGCUCGGUACCUUCUCGACCCCGGAAAUGGCUGCCCGGGCCCACGACGUGGCCGCGCUGAGCAUCAAGGGCAACUCGGCCAUCCUCAACUUCCCCGAACUCUCCGGGUCUCUUCCACGGCCCGCUUCGAACUCGCCCCGGGAUGUCCAAGCCGCUGCUGCCAAAGCAGCUUCCAUGGAGUUUGAGGUUCCCAAAACGCCCUCGCCGUCGUCCUCCUCCUCGUCAUAUUCCUCAGCUACUACAGUGUCUUCGUCUUCGUGCGACGUGUCAACCCCAGAGGAGCUGAGCGAGAUAGUGGAGCUGCCGACUCUGGGGACGAGUUUCGAGUCGGUCGAGUUGAGUAACGAUUUCGUGUAUGUAGACUCGGUGGACGGAUGGCUCUAUCCUCCUCCAUGGUGUCACAGCAGCAUUGAUGAUAUCGGGUAUUUUAGGGAUAAUAUCUCAAUGACAGAGGCAGAGGGUGUGAUCCCAAGUAGCUUCGAACCUAUACUGUGGCAAUAUUAAAUGAACCAAACCAAACCAUUUUCUUUCAGUGUGCAAUGUUCUUCUCUCUUCUUUUCUGGGAAAGUUUUUCUUUCUUUUUUUUUUUUUGUUUCUCCUUUUGCCUUUGUUUAUCAAUUCUACAUAUGUAUAUGUGUAAGACCCUUUAUCAAUUUUGCUUUUGAAGGGCUAGAAUCUAAAUACGUUGCUUGCUGCUCAA
Molecule: messenger RNA, 1317 nt
Organism: Juglans regia (Persian walnut)
Lineage: Eukaryota; Viridiplantae; Streptophyta; Magnoliopsida; Fagales; Juglandaceae
Product: dehydration-responsive element-binding protein 3-like
Exons: 1
Coding region: 348-1121 (257 amino acids)
Biological process (GO): regulation of DNA-templated transcription
Molecular function (GO): DNA binding; DNA-binding transcription factor activity
Source: RefSeq, a predicted model, not a curated record